This is a messenger RNA of Lodderomyces margitis, 5187 nucleotides long. It is a transcript of the gene RPO21, whose product is annotated as DNA-directed RNA polymerase II subunit RPB1. Gene Ontology annotation, molecular function: DNA binding. NCBI's taxonomy places the organism in Eukaryota, Fungi, Ascomycota, Pichiomycetes, Serinales, Debaryomycetaceae. The transcript has 2 exons. The coding region runs from base 1 to 5187 and encodes 1728 amino acids. Gene Ontology annotation, biological process: transcription by RNA polymerase II. The record is from RefSeq and is a predicted model, not a curated record. Gene Ontology annotation, cellular component: RNA polymerase II, core complex.
AUGGUCAAACAUCUUAUUGUCCAGUUUGGUUUGCUAUCCCCUGAGGAAGUGAGAGCCAUUUCUGUCGCCAAGAUCGAAUAUCCCGAAACUAUGGAUCAAGCAACCAAGAGGCCUCGUGAAGGUGGUCUCAACGAUCCAAGGUUGGGCUCUAUCGAUAGGAACUUCAAGUGUCAAACUUGUGGUGAGGAUAUGGCUGAGUGUCCAGGCCACUUUGGACACAUUGAGUUGGCCAAACCAGUGUUUCACAUAGGUUUUAUCGCAAAAAUUAAAAAGGUAUGUGAAUCCAUUUGUAUGCACUGUGGGAAAUUACUAUUGGAUGAGCUGAACCCUUUGAUGGCACAGGCUAUCAAAAUCAGAGACCCAAAGAAGAGAUUCAACGCGGUGUGGAGUGUAUGUAAGAGCAAAAUGGUUUGUGAAACCGCCACUAGCGAAGAGGAGAUGGGUGACCAUUCGACCAGAGGAGGAUGUGGGCAUACGCAACCAACCAUCCGUAGAGAUGGACUAAAGUUGUGGGGAACUUGGAAGCACAACAAAAACUUCGAAGAGAAUGACCAGCCAGAGCGUCGUUUGUUGACGCCAUCGGAAAUUCUCAACGUGUUUAAACAUAUAAGUCCUGAGGAUUGUUAUAGGUUGGGAUUCAAUGAGGACUAUGCUAGGCCGGAGUGGAUGUUGAUUACAGUUUUGCCUGUGCCUCCACCACCAGUAAGACCAUCCAUUGCGUUUAAUGAUACGGCAAAGGGAGAAGAUGACUUGACAUUCAAGUUGGCAGACAUAAUAAAAGCAAAUAUCAAUGUGCAACGGUUGGAAAUAGAUGGGUCUCCACAACACGUUAUCAGUGAGUUUGAGGCGUUGCUUCAGUUUCACGUGGCUACUUAUAUGGACAAUGACAUUGCCGGGCAACCUCAAGCAUUGCAAAAGACAGGACGUCCAAUCAAGUCAAUCAGAGCAAGAUUGAAGGGAAAGGAAGGUAGAUUGAGAGGUAACUUGAUGGGAAAAAGAGUGGACUUUUCUGCACGUACCGUCAUUUCUGGUGAUCCCAAUUUGGACUUGGAUCAAGUUGGUGUUCCGAUAUCGAUCGCCAAGACAUUGACCUAUCCCGAAAUUGUAACCCCUUACAAUAUCCACAAGUUGACUGAAUUGGUGAGAAACGGCCCAAAUGAACAUCCCGGUGCCAAAUAUGUAAUUAGAGACACUGGUGAUCGUAUCGAUUUGAGGUACAAUAAGAGAGCGGGUGAUAUUGCUUUGCAGUACGGCUGGAAAGUCGAACGUCAUUUGAUGGACGAUGAUCCAGUUUUAUUCAAUCGUCAACCAUCAUUGCACAAGAUGUCUAUGAUGGCGCACAGAGUGAAGGUCAUGCCUUAUUCUACAUUCAGAUUAAACUUGUCGGUCACAUCGCCAUACAAUGCCGAUUUCGAUGGUGACGAAAUGAACUUGCACGUACCACAGUCCCCGGAAACAAGGUCUGAGUUAUCCCAAAUUUGUGCUGUGCCUCUCCAAAUUGUCUCACCACAGUCCAACAAGCCGGUUAUGGGUAUUGUACAGGAUACGUUGUGCGGUAUUCGAAAAAUGACGUUGAGAGACAUUUUCAUUGAAUAUGACCAAGUUAUGAAUAUGUGCUACUGGAUCCCUAAUUGGGAUGGUGUUAUUCCACCGCCGGCCAUAAUCAAACCAAAACCAUUGUGGUCGGGUAAGCAAAUGUUGUCAAUGGCCAUACCAAAAGGUAUUCAUAUCCAAAGAUUUGAUGGUGGAAGAGAUUUGUUGAGUCCUAAAGAUACCGGUAUGUUGAUUGUCGAUGGUGAGAUCAUGUUUGGUGUCGUUGACAAAAAGACUGUUGGUGCCACAGGUGGUGGUUUGAUCCAUACGGUAAUGAGAGAAAAGGGACCCCAGGUUUGUGCCCAGUUGUUUAGUUCUAUUCAAAAAGUGGUCAACUUUUGGUUGUUGCAUAAUGGAUUCAGUAUUGGUAUCGGUGACACCAUUGCCGAUGCCAGCACCAUGAAGGAUAUCACCAAAACGAUUCAGGAGGCUAAACAAAAAGUGCAAGAGAUUAUCCUUGACGCUCAACAUAACAAGUUGGAUCCAGAGCCAGGUAUGACUUUGAGGGAAUCCUUUGAGCACAAUGUGUCUCGUGUGUUGAAUCAAGCACGUGAUACUGCUGGUCGUUCAGCUGAGAUGAGUUUGAAGGAUUUAAACAAUGUGAAGCAGAUGGUUACCUCUGGUUCAAAGGGUUCGUUUAUCAAUAUUUCCCAGAUGUCUGCGUGUGUUGGUCAACAGAUUGUCGAAGGGAAAAGAAUUCCAUUUGGUUUCUCUGAUCGUUCAUUGCCUCAUUUCACCAAAGACGAUUAUUCGCCAGAGUCAAAGGGUUUUGUGGAAAACUCUUAUUUGAGAGGAUUAACACCACAGGAAUUCUUCUUCCAUGCCAUGGCAGGUAGAGAAGGUCUUAUUGAUACUGCCGUCAAGACUGCAGAAACUGGUUAUAUUCAACGUCGUUUGGUGAAAGCAUUGGAAGAUAUCAUGGUGCACUACGAUGGUACCACCAGAAAUUCUUUGGGAGAUAUUAUCCAGUUCAUCUAUGGUGAAGAUGGUAUUGAUGCGACUCAGGUUGAGAAGCAGUCUGUUGAUACGAUUCCUGGAUCCGAUGAAAGUUUCGAACGCAGAUACAGAAUUGACUUGUUGGAAAAGAAUGGUUCCGUUUCAGAGUCAUUAUUGGAAUCGGGUAAAGAAAUUCAAGGUGAUGUCAAAUUGCAAAAGCUUUUGGACCAAGAGUAUAACCAAUUGCUUGAAGAUAGAAAGUACUUGAGAGACAUUUGUUUCCCCAAUGGUGAUUUCAGCUGGCCACUACCAGUCAACUUGCGUCGUAUUAUCCAAAACGCUCAACAAAUUUUCCACAACGGCCGUUACAAAGCAUCUGAUUUGAGAUUGGAUGAAAUUGUCAAUGGUGUUAGCGAGUUGUGUACAAAGUUGUUGGUUGUGAGAGGAAACACGAAAUUGGCCAAAGAAGCACAGGAGAAUGCCACUUUGCUUUUCCAAUGCUUGGUGCGGUCAAGGUUGGCUUCACGCAGGGUUAUUGAAGAAUUCAAGUUGAACAAGUCCUCUUUUGAUUGGGUGUUGGGUGAAAUUGAAACACAAUUUCAAAAGUCAGUUGUGCAUCCUGGUGAAAUGGUGGGUGUUGUGGCUGCUCAGUCUAUUGGUGAGCCUGCAACUCAAAUGACAUUGAAUACAUUCCACUAUGCCGGUGUCUCCUCAAAGAAUGUUACAUUGGGUGUUCCAAGACUUAAGGAAAUCUUGAACGUUGCAAAGAACAUCAAGACGCCAGCAUUGACAGUGUACUUGGAUCCAGAGGUUGCAUCUGACAUCGAAUUGGCCAAGAUUGUCCAGUCGUCCAUUGAGCAUACCACGUUGAAGAACGUCACUUCAUCGACCGAGAUAUAUUAUGAUCCAGACCCAAGAACCACGGUUAUUGAGGAGGAUUACGAUACUGUUGAGGCCUAUUUUGCUAUUCCCGAUCAAAAAGUCGAGGAAAGCAUUGAAAAACAGUCGCCGUGGUUGUUGAGAUUAGAACUUGAUCGUGCAAAGAUGUUGGACAAGCAAUUGACAAUGGCACAAGUUGCCGAAAAGAUCUCACAAAACUUUGGGGAGGACUUGUUUGUUAUUUGGUCAGAUGACACAGCCGACAAGUUGAUUAUUCGUUGUAGAGUUGUUAGGGAUCCAAAGACGUUAGAUGAGGAUGCUGAUGCAGAAGAAGAUCAAAUUUUGAAACGUAUUGAAGCUCACAUGUUGGAGUCUAUUUCUUUGAGAGGUAUUCCCGGUAUCACCAGGGUGUUUAUGAUGCAACACAAGGUGAGUAAACCAGAUGAGACAGGAGAGUUCAAGCAAGGUAAAGAAUGGGUAUUGGAAACUGAUGGUGUCAAUUUGGCCGAUGUUAUGGCGGUUCCAGGUGUUGAUUCAGCCCGUACAUAUUCCAACGAUUUUAUUGAAAUUUUGUCGGUUUUGGGUAUUGAAGCUACUAGGUCUGCCUUGUAUAAGGAGAUAUUGAAUGUUAUCGCAUUCGACGGUUCCUAUGUUAAUUAUCGUCAUAUGGCGCUUUUGGUUGACGUUAUGACGUCUCGUGGUCAUUUGAUGGCAAUCACUCGUCAUGGUAUCAACAGAUCCGACACCGGUGCUUUGAUGCGUUGUUCUUUUGAAGAGACGGUGGAAAUUUUGUUGGAUGCUGCUGCUGCUGCAGAGUUGGAUGAUUGCAAGGGUAUUUCGGAGAAUGUUAUGUUGGGACAAAUGGCGCCAUUGGGAACAGGUGCGUUUGAUGUCAUGGUUGAUGACAAGAUGUUGCAACAAGCCCCAGCCAAUGUUGCAAUGGAGGUGAUUGCUGAGGAUGGAGGAGCCACUCCAUACAGAGAAGCUGAAAUGCAAGAUGAUAGAAUCCAAGUUGACGAAAGUGCUGGUUUUUCUCCAAUUCAUCAAGCACCUACUUCAGAUGGCAUGAAUGGAGGAUUGACAUCAUAUGGUGGACAACCAACUUCGCCAAGUGCCACAUCGCCAUUCAGCUACUCAACAAGUCCAAACUAUGGAGGAACGAGUCCUGGUUACGGAGGUACAAGUCCUGGUUAUGGGUACUCACCCACUUCACCAAGCUACUCGCCUACUUCCCCUAGCUACUCACCUACAUCUCCAAGUUACUCACCUACAUCUCCAAGUUACUCACCUACAUCUCCAAGCUACUCCCCAACGUCGCCUAGCUAUUCACCUACUUCACCAUCGUACUCCCCAACGUCCCCAUCUUACUCUCCAACAUCUCCAUCAUACUCACCAACUUCGCCAAGCUACUCACCUACAUCUCCAAGCUACUCCCCAACGUCGCCUAGCUACUCCCCAACGUCGCCUAGCUACUCCCCAACAUCCCCAUCGUACUCACCAACAUCUCCAAGUUACUCACCAACUUCGCCAAGCUACUCCCCAACGUCGCCUAGCUACUCACCUACUUCUCCAUCGUACUCCCCAACGUCUCCAUCGUACUCCCCAACGUCUCCAUCUUACUCCCCAACAUCCCCAUCGUACUCACCAACAUCACCUACGUACUCGCCUACGUCGCCUCUGUACUCACCAACUAGCCCACAGUAUUCGCCUACUUCGCCUAGUUACUCCCCACGCUCUCCAGGUUACGAUCCUGAGUCACCCAAGAAGGAAGAGAAGUAA